AUGACAAGUCCGGCUAGUAGAAAAGUAGCAGUUGCUUUAGAUCCAGGUUCAGAAGAAACAGAGUACACAAUAGAUUGGAUUAUAGAAAAUUUCUUAAAACCUGAUAGAGAUGACGUACACUUGGUUUCUGCUUUAUACCUUAACUCAGAUUUCGAUGUAACAGAAUUGGGCAUGAACAUUAAUUAUGCUGCUGAAUAUGUUAAAAAAUGGGAAAAUGAAAUUGAAGGAAAAACGCGAAAAUCAAUGGAACCAUUUGUUGAAAAACUCAAAGCAGCUAAUAUAAAUUGUAAAGUUGAAAUAAUAAAAACCCAAUCAGAUUCACGUAAUCUUAUAGUUGAUUAUACUGAAAAUGAAAAAGUUGAUGUACUUGUUAUGGGAAGUAAAGAUUUGACUUUGUGGAAAAGAUUAUUUUUAGGAAGUUUUUCGGAAUAUUGUCAACAUAAUGCACAUUGUCCUGUUUUAAUUGUUAAAAAACCUAGGAAAUAA
Messenger RNA from Entrophospora candida, 486 nucleotides. The record is from the annotation of a GenBank genome assembly. Lineage: Eukaryota; Fungi; Glomeromycota; Glomeromycetes; Entrophosporales; Entrophosporaceae.